AAAGAAAAAGUAAUUCUAAAAGGAAAACUUACUUCCUUCUGUGCUUUCUAUUCCUAGUUAGCUUUCAAAGAUACUUUUUUGUGAUUCUACAAUGGGCCUCAUCUUGGCGCCAAGCGCCCUUCAGAGACCGCCCAAGGAGUCCAAAUUGUGUGCUGCUGAGUAGUUGAUUUAGUAAUUUCUAGUCAUCAUCUAUCCAAAUACUGCGACAAUUGUUAGAUUUUUCUUCCUUUUCAAUCCAGAGGCAAGGGAAUAGGGCCUAGAUUAUUCAGGUCUCUUACCCGAAUCGAGGCGGAAACAGAGGCAAAAGGACGGAUUCUUUCCACGCACUUGGCGCCAAGCCUGAUGAAUCAGAGUUUGAGCAGGGAAAGACCGUGUGCUUUUCUAUCUCCCGUGGAAAUAUCGUAAGAGAAGAAAGAGUCGACAGGUAAUGUUGAGAGCGGGGCCGGUACGGUUCUUCUUCUGUGAAUACUCCGCUUUACUUUUACUCUUGAAUUUGGCAUGCAGGAGAAAGAAGCUCGACAAUGUUUAGACAAGGGACAAAUCGUGCACGCAAGAAAGGCGGGAUGAUUUGACACUCAAAGCUAGUAGCACGUAAUAUUAAACCAUCUCAGGUAGGCAGACGAAGAUUCCACACCAAGUGUCGCAAAUGAACCCCAAGAAGUUAGGCAAAGGCCAAGGGCACGGAUCGGGGGCUACGACUUUCUUUCUAGUGGGGGCCCAGCUGGAAAGACAUGAUCCAUUCUCUUUUUCUUCGUUUGGCUUCCGCCCACUGUUCAUCCGCUUUCCACUUGUCGUUUGUUUGGAUGAGACCAGAUUCUUUAUCUGCUCCUAACCCAACCCAGGAAUGAUGCCUCUGCUCAACGAGGAGUGCCUGGGUGCAUCGCCCGCAGCGUGGUCAAUUGGGAAGUCUGGCAAAGGCGCUACACUACAGUAGACGCUUUGGCAGUUUACCAUGGCUUGAUGUUAUAGUUGUCAUGCUAAAGCCGUUGAUAGCUACUUCGCUUGACGAGCUAAGUAGAAAUACUUUGUGGAUUCAUCCACUUUAGACUCUUGCUUCUUCUCUGACUUUCCUUUGAUGUCUGCUAUUCGAAUCAGUCGAUUAGCUUUCGAAGGCGGUAACCAAUCCGUCUUGCAUCUUUCUUUCUUCUGGUAAUGCAAAUGGAAAUUCUCGUUAUGAUGGAUCAUCUCGCUAUUUCUAUUUCUUUGCAGUUACUGGUUGGUGGAUAGGGCGCUUAUCCCCGUCUUAUUUCCUGUAAAUAAAUAUCCUGCUCUUGAGCAAUACAGUCCUACCGUCCGACUUCCCUUCCAGCUCUUCUUGUUCGAUACCGCUUGUGAGGAAGGUACCGAAAAGAGAUAGAAUCCUUGUCUUCCGUAUUGGAAAAGUAAUCGGUGGUCUUGUUCUGUCAAAGGUCGCCUUAGAACUGGGGUAUGUCUUGAUGGAGUGGAAUCAAUGAAGGGUGGUUCACUCAACCACCAACUCUGACUCCUUGUAGACACCACAUUUUGUCUGGAUUUCGACCUCUUAGUCAUCGGACUUCUUCAACAAUAUAAAGUCGACCGUAAUUGGAAUUAUUUACAAACAACGACCAAGUUGAGAAGUAUCACAGUUUCGGGUUUCAUAUUAGAGGAUUUGUUCAAUGUUGGAAGAUAAGGACGAGAAGAAUUCGUUCACAAAAUCAUUUAUUUUAUAAUUACUAUUAGUGGAACGUGGUUAUCAUCAAAAUAAACGGCACCGGGCUUAUAAUUAAACCAGAAUCUAAUAUGAUAUAAUUUUAGUGGUCCAGUGGGACCCAAAGGUAGCAAAAUUUAUAAAAUACACCCACAAUUUAAGUGGUCAAGUGUUUAUGGUCUUGAUUUCUCAUUCAAUGUCCUCACAAUUUUCAUUCCCAUGUACAAUACGACAAUUAGGAUUUCACCCGCAGGCUAUACUGUCAAGCAAGGAAGGCGACCUCAAAGACUGGCGGCUAAUUCGCGUGACGAAAAGCUAGGUUUUAUUCCAUCUGACGUUUCAUCGGAUCAUUCAUAGAUGACAUGCUUCUAAAGACUGCUGCUCAACGGCGUACGGCUGACGACAACGCAAGGCCGUGUACCGAAAAGCUGCCACCCAGUAUAAUGUACCAACGCCUGAAUUUGACGGACGCGACGAUGAUAGCUACGAAAUGUGCCGAGCCUAUGUCCUUCCCAAUCUAAGGGACAGUGUAGAGCGAACUUACCAGAUUCUUCCCGAUCAUCCCCAGAUAUAGAUGCGUCACACAAGUAACUCUCUCCUGAUCCGCGACCGUGACCUAAUUUCUUAGGCGGCUGUGCCAAGCUUAGUUGAAAUUAAAAAAGGGACGGGCAGAAAGACCAUUGCUGCUGCCAAAAAUCCCGGGAAAACACUUUGUGGAGAUUGGAGGAACGAACGAACGGGAUAGAGUUCCUACUCUCACGGAACCGAGGGAUAAAGAACUAUAGACUACACCUCGGGAUAAAGAUGAUAGGAAAGCAGGCCCAACCGACUAAACCUCCUCUCCCUAUCGGUUGAGCAUAUGAUAAACCUAUGGUCUAACAUAUUCCCUCUCUCUUUUCAGUUGAGCAUAUUGCAUAACCUCUCACUUUGUUCGAGUAUAUUCUAACCUCUCCCUUACCUUCCCGUUGCGGGAAAAGUCUCUCUUGCUUUGCUUGUUUGCUUUGUUCCUUAUAGCAAUGGGGCAAGCUUCCUUUCAUUAGUCUCGGGUGAAGUAUAUGGCGGAUCUUUCCUUCUUUGGCAAAAUGUGGCAUACUCCCUUCUGGUCUAUCCACGUGCGACUUUUCAUUAUAAAAAAGGAGAAAGGAUGGAAGCUCUCCAGAUACUUUUCAUAUUAUUUGAAGAAAGGUACGUAGAUGUUUAUUGCUGAUCUUAUCAAGUACGGGAUUUGAUUCAGUAAGCUAAGGCCUAAUCGAGCUUAGCCAUGUGUAGAUCGAAAAGGUUUCGCGAAGCCGACCAAUGUCUGGUAGAGUAGGAGCCAACAAAGAAAGUCAUGUGCUUUAUGGCCUCUGUAUCGAGAUAUCACUUUGGAUCUGCUGGAGACUUCAUCGACAUGGCUGAAACCAGAUGUGCUAGAGGAUUGAUGAUAACAUUUGAUUGCUCAAGUGUGUGACAAAUAUGUCCCCUAACAUAUCACAAAAAAUAAGGCUUCGCACCAAGAACAAUAAUACCACCCGAGUCCUAACCCCUGAAAUUUCUUCCAUGUUCUCGAUUAAGAGAUGUGGUUUGCUAAACCUGACUGACUAACGCAUAAUAAGUAGCUGGAGGAGUGGGGGGAGGUGGGCAAGGUCUAUUUAUAUAGUAUAGCAAAAGCCUAUAUAUAUAUAUGGAGUUCUACGGUACCCAGGGUGAAAUCCGGGGUACCGCAUACCUUGAGUAAGAAAACGCUAUCCAGAACUUGAAUUGACUGAUCUUUUGGACAUGACACUAUACUCUAACCCUUAAAGAUCAAAAUCUAGGUCUUGAUUCUCUAAAUCUUAUACCCCAAGAUCAAUUUAAUUAGAACCUAGGGUUCACUCAUUAAGGGUUAGGGUAUAGUAUCAUGCCCAAAAAUCCUGCUAAUUCGAGGUCUAGUUAGCGUUUUCUUACUCAAGGUAUGUGGUACCCCGGAUUUCACCCGGGGUACCGUAGAAGGCACUCUAUAUAUAUAUAUAAGAGUGAGCUAUCUAUCUGUUAGCGAAUAAGAUUCAUGAAGGUUCCUACCUACCUAUAACUGGCACCAUGAAUACAAUCCCCUCUACAUAGAUGUUCCUAGCCACGAGAUGAGGGGAAUCACUGAGGAAAAAAGGAAGUUCUGCCCAGCCAUGCUGCUCAAGAUAGGCGCUCACCUUUUCCCACACUUCGGGAACGUAAGCGCUAGAGGAAGGUUAGCUGCUUACUACUGGUUGGAACGUAGGCUGGAGACAGAUGACAAAGUCCAGCCAGUUGUUGUCAAUGUGCUAAAGGAAUCUGCUCACCGGGCUAGUGCAGAAUGCGCAAGUGUGAUCUUCGAGACUGACGGGAAACCGUGGUACUAUGACAUUUUGCGGUACAUUGAAGACAAGGAAUAUCCGGAGGGUGCCAGUUCAAAUGAGAAGAGAACAAUACGAAGGCUAGCUGCGGGGUAUGUGCUGAGUGGCAAGGUUCUGUACAAAAGAGGUUACGGAAACGUCCUGCUGAGGUGUGACGAUUCUAAGGAAGUCAGGUACAUCAUAAGAGAAGUGCAUGAGGGAGUCUGUGGAACACAUGCUACCGGGCAUGCUAUAGCCCGCAAGAUUUUGAGAGCAGGGUCUUACUGGCAAGAAUAAAUGGCUGAGUGCUAUGAAUAUGUCAGGAAGUGCUAGAAAUGCCAAGAGUACGGCGAUCAUCUCAAUGCACCAUGGCUCUCUAUGUAGGGCAUGGAUGUCAUCGGGCCUAUCACUCCAAAAGCUUCCAAUGGACACAGCUUCAUACUUGUAGCCAUUUACUAUUUCACGAAAUGGAUUGAGGCCGACUCUUAUGCGUACGUUCCAAAGUCCACAGUGACAAGAUUUAUCAAGAGGGAAAUCAUCUGCAGGUAUGGAGCGCCCCGUGGUGGGAGGGAAAGGUUGAUGGCGGAUGGGUAAAGAUAGGAAGGGAGCACUUCACUAGAAGGAAAAGAGAACUAAAAAGGUCGAGCUACUUCCUCCCUUCACCACUCUCAUAGGAUACCUUUCACGGGCUAAUUAACGUGUCUUAAAAGGCUUUCUUUUUAGCUCUUCUGAGUGCAUUAUCAAUGACAGAAGCGAGAUGCGAGCAGGUGUGCGGUGCAUCUGUUCUACCACUUGGUAUUCACUCUGCUUCAUUAUUCUUUUCUUGUGGCUUGUCUAGCAUAUCCUCUGGUGAAAGUGGGGCACUGGAACUUGGUUCCCCAACCUAGGAGGAUGUGGGGCCAACUAAGAGGACUCCAAUACUAUGGCCAGCCUCCUCCUCUAGCUUUGUUUACUUCCGCCCAAAUACGGUAACUUGACCCCAGUAUACGAACUCCCAAUUAGUAACUAUCCCUGACAACUCCCCGUCAUCUCAGAGGCUCCCUGAAACUCCUAAUAGCCUCUCACACUCCUCUGAUCCUCCUUUACCCCUUACGGAGGAUUGUAUAUCUCCAAGCCACUGCACUCAACCCCCUAAUUCUCGUAUGCAGGUAGAUGAGGGGGCGCUAAAGGCUAAAGCUGCGACUGAAGCGAUGGACUCGGAGGGGUCCAAUGAUACGAUUAGUUCCAUGGAGGCUUAGGCCUCUGACCCAGCCGGCUCUAGACCACACCUUUUCUUUUAUUAUUAUUUCUUUAUGUCUUUUAAAAUUUUAGCGUUGAAUUGUUGUGGUGCGGUAACGAUAGAUUGCGACGUGCGGUAUUCGAUCUAAUCAAGGACCAUCAUCCUU
Molecule: messenger RNA, 5381 nt
Organism: Linum trigynum
Lineage: Eukaryota; Viridiplantae; Streptophyta; Magnoliopsida; Malpighiales; Linaceae
Source: the annotation of a GenBank genome assembly